CACCAAAUAUCAUCUCCAUCUCUUUCGUUAUUUCCUACUACUAUAUAUAACCCUCUCUUCCAACUCAUUAUUAAACCACUACCACAACCACCAGUUCUCUCUCUCGUAAGGAGUUAGAAAAAGAAGAAGAAGAAGAAGACAAUAUGAGCCGACCAGGAGAUUGGAACUGCAGGUCAUGCCAGCACCUGAACUUUCAGAGGAGAGAGUCAUGCCAACGAUGUGGCGACCCGAGGUCGGGAGACAGAGGAGACUUCGGAGGUUUCGGAGGAGGACGAGGAGCCUCUAACUCCUUCGCCUUUGCCACCACUGGCUCUGAUGUCCGCCCUGGCGACUGGUACUGCGCCGCUGGCAACUGCGGUGCUCACAACUUCGCCAGCCGCUCUAGCUGCUUCAAGUGCGGUGCUUUCAAGGAUGAUGGCGUCGGCGGCUACGACUGCGACAUGCCCCGCUCCCGCCCUGGUUUUGGCUUGGCAGGUGGCGCUGCUGGUGGGGGUGGCCGACCCGGCUGGAAAUCCGGUGACUGGAUUUGCAACAGGUCUGGAUGCAACGAGCACAACUUUGCUAGCCGAAUUGAGUGUUUUAGAUGCAAUGCUCCUCGGGACUCAUACUAGACAUAUCUUAUAUCUAAAUAUAGUUUUGGGCACUUCAGCCAAGCGAUCUCGAGAGAGAGAGAGAGAAUGAGAGAGAUGAUAUGGUAGAAUGUUAGCAGCGUUUCACUUGAUGAUUAUUUAUUUGAGGUGCUGAGAGGCUUUCUUAUGGUCAAAAUCAGAUUAUCAACAUGAUGAAUAUUUGGUUCAAGACCCAUGUCUACAUAACAGCUUUAUAUUUAUGCCUUGCAUCUAAUAUAAUUCUUAGGCUAUUCUCAUAAUAUUAUAAAAGUCAUGUAGUUUUUGUUGGUUUUUUUUUUUUUUUUGUUAAAUUAUUUUCUGUCUAUGUAUCAAGGGUUUGUUUGUUUUUUGUACUCUGCAUUGUUUUCUUAAAUGGAAUUGAUUCCUUAA
This is a messenger RNA of Humulus lupulus (European hop), 998 nucleotides long. RefSeq lists its product as uncharacterized. NCBI's taxonomy places the organism in Eukaryota, Viridiplantae, Streptophyta, Magnoliopsida, Rosales, Cannabaceae. The transcript has 4 exons. Gene Ontology annotation, molecular function: mRNA binding. Gene Ontology annotation, cellular component: cytoplasm. The record is from RefSeq and is a predicted model, not a curated record. Bases 144 to 611 code for a protein of 155 amino acids.